CGGGGUGUGGCAGAGCGUCGCGCAGCUAGCUUCGUGAGGGAGACAGGUCUGGGAGGUCUGUUCAGCCUGGGUGUUCGCGUCUCUUAUUUAGAAAUUGGGGGGAAGGGGAGAGGGAAGGGAAGUUGUCAGAAGCAAGAGGGGAGCCUGCGAGGACUGGCUGAGGCUGGGGAAGAAGGAAAGUCGUUCUGGAGGGGUGGAGUUCGAGUGCGAAGAGAGGUGGUAGCAGCAGGACGGAGAGAAAAGCUGACUGCUAGGUAGAGCAGAGGUCCGUCGGUGGAGGAGCAGGCAGGCGUGAGUUGGUCCCCUCCCAGCAGUGUGGAGGACCUUCGAAGGCCAUGGCGGCGGCAGGGCCCAUAGGUGGUGGCCUCCUGAACCCCGUGGCCACCCUCCACGAGGAGGCUGUCUGUGCGAUCUGCCUGGACUACUUCACGGACCCGGUGUCCAUCGGAUGCGGCCACAACUUCUGCCGCGUGUGCAUCACUCAGUUGUGGGGUGCCGCUGCCGAGGACAGCCCAGAUGAGGAAGAUGAAGGCGAAGAUGAUGGAGGAGCGUCUGGCUCCGAUGGUGACUACAGGCCUGGUUCUGAGGAGGCGGUGGAUGAUGGAGGGAUAGACGACUUGGGACCGGAGGAAGAUGGUGAUGAUGAGGAUGAUUUAGAGGAGUACCUGGAUGGUGGGGACAUGGUUGAGGAAGAAGACGACGACGAUGCAUCUCGGGAUGGGUAUGAUGAAGAUGAUGAGAUCGCGUGGGAUGAAGAAGUCAACGGAGACUUUUGGGACCAGGAUCCUGGGUCGGAUGAGACGUGGGAGGAUGCCAUGGGGGGUGACCUGUUCUUUGAUAAUUACAAUGAGGAGGAGGAAGUGAUGGAGGAUGAAGCAGUGGAGGACGAGGCAGACUCCCCUCUUACUCCACCACCGCGCCAGUCUUUCACCUGCCCACAGUGCCGCAAAACCUUUCCUCACCGCAACUUCCGUCCCAACCUUCAGCUGGCGAACAUGGUGCAGAUCAUCCGCCAGAUGCAUCCUCAGCCCUUCAAGAGCACAACCCCUCCAGCUGAGGUGGUGGAGUUGGCGGCGGCAGGGGAUGCGUUGGGAGUGUCAUCGGCCUUGGCAGCGGGCAGAGGUGUGCGAGGUGAGCGCGUCUUGUGUGAGAAGCACCAGGAGCCCCUCAAGCUUUUCUGUGAGGCGGAUGAGGAGCCGAUCUGUGUGGUGUGCAGGGAAUCGCACAGCCAUAAGCACCAUAAUGUCGUGCCUCUUGAGGAAAUUGUGGAAGAAUACAAGGCUAAGCUCCAGAGUCACUUGGAUCCACUGAAGAAGAAACUGGAGACAGUUCUGAAGCAGAAGUCGAGUGAACAGGAGAAAGUAGCUGAACUCAGAAACAAGAUGAAGCUGGAUAUGAAAGAGUUUGAGUCAGACUUUGAGCGGCUACACCAGUUCCUUGUGGGGGAGCAGGCACAGCUGCUGCAUCAGCUAGAGGAUCGUUACGACAUUCUACUAGCCCGCCAGAAUAGUAAUGUUACUCACCUGGAGGAGCAGUGUGCUGCGCUCAGCCGCCUCAUUGCAGAAGCUGAAGACAAGAGCAAGCAGGAUGGUCUGCAGCUGCUCAAGGAUUUCAAAGGCACCUUAGUCAGGUGUGAGAACAUAAAAUUUCAGGAUCCUGAGAUGGUGCCAGUGGACACAGGAAAGAAAUAUCGGAACUAUUUCCUUGUGGACACCCUGAUGAGGAAGAUGGAGAAAGUCUUCUGCAAAGUCCCUCAAGUCGAUUUGACCCUGGACCCGGAGACAGCCCAUCCACGCCUCACCCUUUCCUCAGACUGCCGCAGUGUCCGACUCGGGGAACAUUGGCGAGAUGUGCCUGACACUCCCAAACGCUUCAACUCCGACUACUGCGUGCUGGCUUUGAAGGGCUUCACCUGGGGCCGCCACUGUUGGGAAGUGGAGGUGAGUGGUGGGUGGGGUUGGGCCGUGGGGGCGGCCCGUGAAACAGCCAGACGCAAAGAGAAGUCCAGCAGAGGACCCCACCUGAAGCGGGAGAUCUGGUGCGUGGGGACCAAUGGGAAGAAAUACCAGGCUCUGACAACCACCGAGGAAACGUCCCUCUCUCCAUCAGAGAAGCUCCGGCGCUUUUGUGUCUACCUGGACUAUGAGCGGGGCCAGCUGAGCUUCUACAAUGCCGAGAGCAUGACCCACAUCCACACUUUCAAUGCCUCUUUCCAUGAGCGCAUUUUCCCUUUCUUCCGCAUCCUUUCCAAGGGCACCCGCAUCAAACUCUGCAAUUGAUGGUGUCAUUGCUGCUGCUGUUGCAUAUAACUAGAUGCUAUCACCACCCUAGCCUCUUGUAGGCACAAACUCUCCUGUCCUCUUAUUCACCCCUGGUACAGGAUUCAUGCUCCUUUCCACCCUUAGAGCUUGGUGGAUUCCUAUCCUGAUGUGAAUCCAAUUUGGCAAGGACUCAUCUUCCUUCUUCCAAAGGGCCAUUAUUUCCCAGCUGUGUUUUGGUGUGGCUCUGCCCAGGCUAUUGAUCCAAUUUUCUUUUCCUCCUUUGGAAAUCUGGUUGUGGCUCAAAUGCAUCCAAGAACCUCUCUUCCUUUGCCUUUUGGGGUUCUGCUGUGAGCAGGCUUUACUGGCUGGGACCUUCCUCUUUUUCUCCAAGGUCUCUGUAUCCUUGAUUACCCCACCCCCUUUCUUUCUCCAAAAGCUUGUGAAUUGAGCCUUACCUAGCAGGCAGUCCCUCAAUUUCAUUUUUUUUGCGGGGGAGGGGGGAGGGAAAGGAAAUUUUGGGCACAACCUUAGGACUGCUGUUUCCCAGCUGUUCUAAAGCUGUUUGACUAUCAUAGAUUUCUUGCAAUCCCUAACUUUUGGUGUCCCAGCAAUAUGCCUGGUAUCAGCAUGUCCUUAGAACUGCUUUCCCAGCAUGAAUUUGACGUAGUUCUGUCUGGUCCCAGGACACCACCAAGUGUCAGAAAAUCAGUUCAAGGUGACAGUCUACGUUUUAAAUACAGCUUUUAGAGAAGUGUUGUGCCUGGGUUUUUGAUCUGGGGUGGUUUUUCCCAUUCUAAUUGCUCCAGUGCCUGACUUCUUCUUUUCUAAGACAGGCUAACUUCUCUUAUUCUUUACUACCAUCAGGUGUUUUUCACAGCCAUCAGUCCCAUCCCACUACUCCAUGUGUGAGCUGAUGUAAUGUCCUCACUGUCUGUUUUCCUUUCUUUGCUGUUAUUUUCUCUCUCUUCUGCCUAAAUUAUAAGCAUUUAUAGCUGUUACCAGUGUGUGAUUUACAAGUUAUCUAUUUCAGCCAAUGGCAAGUCCAAGUGGACAGGGUCUUCUCUUAGAAGCUGCUGGAUGACCAUGGCUACCAGAAUGAGUGUGCCCCACCGUGAAGCUUUGGUGGUGGGACUCCAUCACUGCUGCCCUCACCUUCACCCUACCCCUGAGGUUUAGGUGACUUAUUUUAAACUUCUUGCCUUCCUGUAAUUUCACACACUUGCAACUGAAUUCUUCUACUCUCCCACUCCUCAAACCACCCAGGGAUUUAACUGCAUUAGCUGUGUGUGUGUUUUGGUUCUUUCUGGCAUUACAGAGCUCCUUUUGAACUAUUUUUGGCUAAAAAGAGACUUAAAAUGGAAUUUAGUUUUUUGGGGAUAAAAACCUGAGAAUAAAUGAAAGUUGUACAAGUUAA
This is a messenger RNA of Heteronotia binoei (common prickly gecko), 3675 nucleotides long. RefSeq names its product tripartite motif containing 41 (gene TRIM41). The transcript is spliced from 6 exons. Gene Ontology annotation, molecular function: protein binding; zinc ion binding. Bases 336 to 2279 code for a protein of 647 amino acids. The record is from RefSeq and is a predicted model, not a curated record. Lineage: Eukaryota; Metazoa; Chordata; Lepidosauria; Squamata; Gekkonidae.